AUGAAGGCAUCAUCCAACAGUUUAUUUGCUGCUCUUUUUGCCGCUGGCACUCUUGCUGCUUACGUUCCAUCUGAGCCAUGGACUACUUUAACGCCUAGUGGAAAGCUUGCUGGUUCAACCACUGACUAUGCCGGACCUUUCGGUAUUUUCAUUUCCACCAUUUCUAACGGCACUUCAUCUACUACUGCUCCAUCGACUACGGGCACUGGUGCUGUGACCUCAUCUACCACUGCUAUCUCUCAGAUUAGCGAUGGUCAGAUUCAGGCAACCACCAAGCAGGUGGUCUCGCAGAUUGGAGAUGGUCAGAUUCAGGCUACAACUGCAACUAAGCAAGUUGUUUCACAAAUUGGUGAUGGCCAGAUUCAGGCAACCACUGCCACAAAGCAAGUUGUCUCACAGAUUGGCGAUGGUCAAAUACAAGCUACCACUGCUACCAAGCAGGUCGUCUCUCAAAUUGGUGAUGGCCAAAUCCAGGCUACCACUGCAACUACUGCCACAAAAGCUGUUGUCUCCCAAAUAAACGAUGGUCAGAUACAAGCUACCACAGCCACUACCGCAACCAAGGCAGUUGUUUCUCAGAUUAACGAUGGCCAGAUUCAGGCUACUACAUCCACAUCCACAAAGUCUGUUGCUUCUCAGAUUAGUGAUGGUCAGAUCCAAGCUACUUCUUCGACUCUUGUCAAGAGAGCUGCUGCUACUACUGCCGUUCACCAGGUCGGUUGCAAGAGUUCCGAGUCUUUGUCUCUGUCAUUAAACAGCACUGUGUUAACUGACAGUCACGGAAGAAUUGGAUCUAUUGUUGCUAACAGACAGUUCCAGUUUGAUGGCCCACCACCACAGGCUGGUGCCAUUUAUGCUGCUGGAUGGUCUAUCACUGAUGAUGGAAAAUUGGCCCUUGGUGAGAACACUACAUUCUACCAGUGCUUGUCUGGAACCUUCUACAACUUGUACGACGAGUCAAUUGGUGCCCAAUGCACUGCUGUCAACUUCUACGUUGUCGACUUGGUUGACUGUUAA
Messenger RNA from Brettanomyces bruxellensis, 1017 nucleotides. RefSeq lists its product as uncharacterized. Gene Ontology annotation, biological process: fungal-type cell wall organization. Gene Ontology annotation, molecular function: structural constituent of cell wall. The coding region runs from base 1 to 1017 and encodes 338 amino acids. The transcript has a single exon. Gene Ontology annotation, cellular component: fungal-type cell wall. Lineage: Eukaryota; Fungi; Ascomycota; Pichiomycetes; Pichiales; Pichiaceae. The record is from RefSeq and is a predicted model, not a curated record.